CCUGGCCUGGCUGGUCGAAGCACGGCAUCGAGGCCGUCGGCAGGAGCAACAAACGCACGUCGAAGCAGAUCGGAUAGAGAGACACGCCCAUUGCAUGCUGACCGAUGCAUCCGACGAGCGACUGGCGACGCGUGCUCUGAACGGCAUCCAAGCUGAACACGAACUCCUGGAGAGCUCUCCCCCUCCCUCCUCAGUCUCGCAGAGCAGUGCAGCGCGCGCGCUGAGACAGCAUGACUUCACCCACCACGACUGCCCGACCGCCUGCUGCUUCUGAACCCAGCGUCGACACAUCAUUCAACACCAGCGCCAGCGCCGCGCGAGACGAUGUGGAGUCUCCCUCGCUGACCAACGGCAAUGCGCUGGCCCGUUUCGAAUUCGAGCCCGGCCGCAGCAAAGAUGGGACGAAAGUGUUGAUGGUGGAAUGGGAAGAAGACGAUACCACAAAGAAUGUCCCUGGUGAUUGGGAGAUCAGCUGGGAGGGAAAGAGGACUGUCCUCCCUGCGCGAGAUCACACCACGCCCGCUGCCACAUCACAGCAACAGUCAGAUUCCGCUCCUGCUGAACUCCCGCCUGUAAACCGGCUGUACUUCCUCCUCGGUCCUGGCGUAGCGAUUCCCCCAACAGUGAAACUUCAAAAGGGACAUACGAUCACAUGGCGCACGAACCCCCUUCCAGCCAUCUUCUCCCCCGAACUAGGUGCUACAGCGCGACAAGCUGGCAAAAAAGGCGUCUUACACACCAUUUGGGCAAAGAAGCGAUUACAAGUCUUGCAGACAGAAAUCGAAAACGAAUUGAAAGAGAAUGUCGAAGGCAUCGGGUUAGAAAUGGCCACAGCAGAAAAGGAGUGGAUUGAGCAGAACUUUGGAGUUGUGGCCCGGACGGGAAAUCAAAUCACUGUACAAACGCAAGGGCAGAGUGCGAUGGGACUGGCGUUGAGUGGUUUGCAAGGGGCAGGUGGAGGACUGAAUAGUCCGACGAGUCCGAGGAGUCCGGGGGGUGGGAGGUUGAUGGAUAAAUUGAAAGGAUUGAAGUUGGGGACGAGUGCGUCGGAUUUGACAUCUGCUUCCGGUCCACAACAACAGCAAGGCGGACCUCCCGCAGCGGGAUCGGAGCAUAAUCCUCUAAGUCCUGAGGGAACGGAUGUUGCGGUUGGAGGGGGCUUUGGAGCUUUUGCUGCGUUGAAAGGGGCGGCGCCUCCGAGUAGUCUUGGUGUGAAAGCUCCGCAACAACCUGUCACAGCACCAGCUGCUCCGGCGAGGAAAUUUGUUGCGCAACGGCCUCCCGAGGCCUUUAUCGCGCAACAACGACAACAAACGGGUGGAAUGGGAUCCUUGGACGCGGCUUUUGCUCCUCCUCCUGCAAGCAGUGAGAACGUCGCUUUCACUGGCACGGCUGCGCCAACAACAGACGACGAUGAAGAUGACUUAUUCGCUCUUCCGAUGUCUCCGCGAAGUCCAGAAAUGACGAAGAGUCCGUUUUCGUUCGCGAAGCAGGAUACGAUGCGGUAUCUGAAGGAGGAGACGACUGCAGGGACGGGUUCUUAGCAGCCUCUCCUCAAAGGGGCGCGUUUAUGUUCGAUGAUGAUGGAUAUGAGUAUGCGAUAUAUGACUAUGAGUAUAUGGUUGAAGGAUUUUUCUUCGAUGAGCUGCGAUGAGGAAGGCACGGCAUGAAUAGAUUUCGCGAGGAAGGGAAGUUUGGCAUUGAGUUGGGUUUGUGAAGGAAAAGAGGAAAAGAGGGAAAGAGGAGGUGGAGGCGUUGUUAUCACCGGUUGAGAGAGAGAAAAAGAUAUCAUACCCCCCCA
This is a messenger RNA of Cercospora beticola, 1801 nucleotides long. RefSeq lists its product as uncharacterized. The record is from RefSeq and is a predicted model, not a curated record. NCBI's taxonomy places the organism in Eukaryota, Fungi, Ascomycota, Dothideomycetes, Mycosphaerellales, Mycosphaerellaceae.